CAGUUCCUGCCCGAAGAGUGUCAGAGGAAGUCCGUCGAUUCGUCGAUUGGAGGAUUUGCCACUUUUCCUUGUAAUUUUUCGUUUUUCCUGUGAGCACAGUGCGUUUAAGCUGUGUGUUCGCAAAUCAUUUUUGCAUAAUGUAUUUCUCCACUUUAAUUCCUUGUGUCAAUUUUCCACCUUUUGAAUCAUGUCAAUUUGUAAAACAUUAGUUGUCACUUAAAGUCUGUUGUUAUAGUUCAGUGUUUAGGUUAGUGAGUCCCCAAAUAAUCUAUUUUGCCGUUAAUGCACUUGGUUUACGAACCUGUAAUAUCAACAAAAAUGUGUGAGUCCGGUGAGCCAAACAACGCAAUUAUUGUCGACACGAUAGGAGAUGAAUCAGGUGAUCACAGUGACAUACUUCAGCAGCUGCAGAGUAAAAUAAGUGAACUGGAAACAGAAAAAAAAGAAUUUGGAUCUCAACGUGCUAAAAUGAGGACCCUAAUUCUUCAAAAUGAAGCCGAGAAGGUGCGCUUACACUCUGAAGUGGAAGAACUCAGACGACAACUGGCUGUAACUGAUUUAAACUCAAAAAAUUAUUUAGAAGAAGAAAAACGCAAGUGUUUUGAACAAAUAGCCAGCUUAGAGCGACUGUUACAUGAAACUGUUGAUGAGUCUACUGAUUCACAGAAUCGCAUGGAGCUUGAGCUGAAACAUCUUCAAGCAUGUAAUGAAAGGCUUGAAUUGGAAUUAGCAGAAUUUCGAAAAGCGCCGAUGGCGGCUAAUGAAGAGCGUCAUCAAGAACGAGACAGAUCAGAUCCUCCUCCCAUUCAAAUCUUUACUCAAGCCACUAAAACAUUUGCAAGGAAGGUGUUGAGUGAAUUGGGGGCUGACUCCUCAUCCACCUCUGGCAAAGAUAGUCUUGAAGAUAGUAUGAGAAAGGUAAACAAAUAUGCCCAGGAAGAUGCCGAAGUCCUCAGAUCCUUAGUAAUUCCCUUAGAAGAGGAAAUAGAAGCUCUCAAAGAAAAACUCAGAGAAGCUCAUGAAGAGCUUCAAAAAUACACGGGAAUCCAACAUGAGAGUGGGUCCAGCAGGAAAGUCAACCACGCUAAGGACAUUGUCCCUAAUCUGGUCAAUGCUGAACAAGAAUCCCUCAUUAUGAUGUCUCCGGCUCAAGAAAAGGGGGCUAGCUUGGAGAAGCAAAUCACUCCAGAAGGUGAAGCAACUGGGAAAGAUCUAGAAGUAUUCCUGAGUGGGGGUUCAACUGCAGUACCUCUUUCAUUAAACACCUGCAAUAUGUGUCUGAAUUAUGAGACUGGGCUUCAAAAGUCACAACAAAGAGUUAAAGAACUUGAGAAAGCUCUAGAAAUAUCAGAAAAAAAUGUCAAGAGAGCUAAAGAUGAUCUAUCACGUGAGCACACAUUCCGUCAGGAAAUGGAAGUAAAGUGGAAUGAGAAAAAAGAGCAGCAUAAAAUGCAGGUUAUAGAGCUUCAGAAAAAAAUUACAUCUGCAGAAAGUAGUUUGCAUGAUUUACAUCAAACAUAUACACAAACUUACCAAGAUGUAACACAGCAGCUGUCACGCUUGGAACCAGAACGUAUUGAGAUAAAACGGGAAAUGGACAGGCUUCAGGCUGAAAAUGAAAAAUUGGUUGGUAAACACGCAGAACAUAGUCAGAUACUUCAGAACCAGAUCAUUGAUCUUCCAAGCAAUGUUGAGGCCCUCCAGGUACUAUUACUUCAAAGGCAUGAAGAUCUAAUUGCUGCCAAGGUUUGUGCAGAAACUCAGCAAAUUGAGGCAGAUCUUCUGAGGGAAGAACUACAAAUACAGCAAAAACAGAAUGCCAUUUUAAUGUCAGACAAUCAACAGUAUCAGAAACUGGUCCAGAAAAGUGAGGCUGAUAAACAACGUAUUCAUAAUCUUCAAAUUGCUGAAAAGCAGGCUUUAGAGAAAAUUAAAGAUUUGAAACUAAAACUAGACGAAGCUCUUCAAAAUCAUACCCAGUUGGAAGAAAAACUUAAAAAGCAACAAAAUCGAGUUACAUCAUUACAACAUGAUUUGGAUACUAGUGAACAGGUCCAAAAAGAUUUUGUUCGUCUUUCUCAAUCACUUCAAGUACAGUUGGAGAGCUUUCGUCAACCCAAUACCCAAGUGCGCUGGCAACAUGACGAGGAUGUGGAUGAAUGCCCAUCAUGCCACAGCUCAUUUGGAUCAUCAUCCCGAAAACCACAUUGCAGGCACUGUGGUCGCGUUUUCUGUCAUAAUUGUUUGUCCCACCAAGUUCCAAGUGGUCCUCAACAGCGCUUAAGUCGAGUAUGUGAUGUGUGUCACACUUUACUUGUGCCCAAUACAGCACCAUAUUUUAGUACUGAACCACCUUCUACCCCAGACUAAACUCUGGGGCAAAUUUUUCUAGAUUCUUACAAAUGGAUAUUUUAAGUAGGAAUAAAAUUUAAUGAGUCCAAUAGUUUGUAUUAUUGCCCAUCUAUUGAAUAUCCCAACUUCUUAAUAAAUGCCGGGUGGUUUUGUCUUUCUUUUAAAUUCUUUAUGUCUUCUGCUACUGUGAUAAGUUGAGCAUUUUGAUUUCCAUGGCUGAGUACUAGUACUCCAACUAGCUUAGUUGCUUGGGCUUGCAUUUCCAUUGCGUAAUAAUUGUGAUAAUCUAAUCUUCAUUGACAACUGUACGAUUGAAAGACAGACAAAGAGAUAUUCUGUAAAAUUUCAAUAUUUUUAAGGUGUUGAUCUCAAGCUACAGAUGCUGUUUAUUUAUUUGAUUCAUUUUUAUCUCACAUGGAUUACAGGAUUGCUUUGGACCUAAAAUUUCAGGCUCAGAAUCAACCAAUAAAAUUUCUUUUGUUUGUUGAUGUUGCAAUAUGCCAGUUUCUGUGGCUUUAGCUGGGUGGAAUAUUUUUGGUCUUAUAUAGGUUUGAGUAUGAAUCAAAUCAGGAAGUUGCACGGGUUAUUUGAUUCAUUGUAAUGUGAUAUUAUCAUUUUAAUUUUUAGACUUCCAGUGCUAUCUUGAAGUUGUAGACUUUCUACUGUAUGUAAUACAUGGUAAAAGUAACAAUUAUUUUAGGUACCUGUAAAAGCCUGAUGUCUAUGGUGUGUCCUAAAAUGGAAGGAUGUAGUUUAUUAUUUCUCUGACUUAAAAUAUAUCUAGGAAUCAUUGAACUA
Frankliniella occidentalis (western flower thrips) is the source of this 3150-nucleotide messenger RNA. It is a transcript of the gene Rbpn-5, whose product is annotated as rab GTPase-binding effector protein 1. The record is from RefSeq and is a predicted model, not a curated record. Bases 283 to 2370 code for a protein of 695 amino acids. Gene Ontology annotation, molecular function: GTPase activator activity; metal ion binding; growth factor activity. NCBI's taxonomy places the organism in Eukaryota, Metazoa, Arthropoda, Insecta, Thysanoptera, Thripidae. The transcript has 13 exons. Gene Ontology annotation, cellular component: intracellular membrane-bounded organelle. Gene Ontology annotation, biological process: endocytosis.